Leptosomus discolor (cuckoo roller) is the source of this 909-nucleotide messenger RNA. Lineage: Eukaryota; Metazoa; Chordata; Aves; Leptosomiformes; Leptosomidae. The record is from RefSeq and is a predicted model, not a curated record.
AUGUUUAACAAAUCCUUUGGAACUCCGUUUGGAGGCAGCACUGGCUUUGGGACAACAUCCACCUUCGGACAAAAUGCCGGGUUCGGUACGACGAGCGGAGGGGCGUUUGGAACGUCGGCCUUUGGGUCCAACAAUAACACCGGGGGCCUCUUCGGGAGCACGCAGACAAAACCAGGAGGAUUAUUUGGUUCGACUACGUUCAAUCAGCCAGCCACCUCCUCCACAAGCACUGGCUUUGGGUUCGGAACGUCGACGGGGACAUCCAAUAGCCUGUUUGGGACCACCAGCACGGGGGGAGGCCUCUUCUCGUCCCAGAGUAAUGCCUUUGCACAGAGUAAGCCGGCUGGGUUUGGAAACUUCGGGACUAGCACCAGCAGCGGAGGUCUCUUUGGAACCACGAACACCACGUCCAACCCCUUUGGGAGUACCUCCGGCUCCCUCUUUGGCCCGACCAGUUUUACUGCUGCUCCAACUGGCACCACCAUCAAGUUUAACCCGCCCACCGGCACGGACACGAUGGUCAAGUCCGGCGUGAGCACCAACAUCAACACCAAGCACCAGUGCAUCACUGCCAUGAAGGAGUACGAGAGCAAAUCCCUGGAGGAACUGCGUUUAGAAGAUUAUCAGGCAAACAGGAAAGGGCCCUCGAAUCCCGUCGGAGCAGGAGCAGCUGCAGGCUUGUUUGGGUCUUCGACCGCUACGUCGAGUACAGCCACGGGACUUUUUGGAUCUUCAACUACUAACACAGGCUUUUCAUACGGACAGAAUAAAACUGCUUUUGGAACCAGUAGAAGGUCUCGAUGGGCUGACCCUUCUGGGGUUGCACCCUUCCUCGGCGUCCCCCAGGUUUUGCUGGAAGAUGGCUCCUUGGAGCGUCUGGCCAGCAAGCUGCUUCCCACGGGCGAGUAG